Diachasmimorpha longicaudata is the source of this 2189-nucleotide messenger RNA. Its product is annotated as A disintegrin and metalloproteinase with thrombospondin motifs like. The transcript has 13 exons. The record is from RefSeq and is a predicted model, not a curated record. Lineage: Eukaryota; Metazoa; Arthropoda; Insecta; Hymenoptera; Braconidae. Gene Ontology annotation, biological process: proteolysis. Gene Ontology annotation, molecular function: metalloendopeptidase activity. Bases 182 to 1882 code for a protein of 566 amino acids.
UCAUGGGAGACACAACUUGACGGUUCGUCUUCAGUAAUAGACGCACUUUCAUAAUCAGAAUUAGUGAAUUGGUGAACAGCAUCGGGGCGAGGAACAACGAAUUGGGUAAAACAGCAUUUCCCGGAGCAAUAAGUUAAUUAUUUAUCUGAUUAUUUUUCAAGUGUUCUACAUCAUCAAAAAGAUGAUAACGAGUCUAAUACUGCUGUGUACAUUUGCAUCCAGUCUAACUGUUGAGAUCCAUGACCUCAUGACGGAAGACGAAAUUCAAAGGAUCUUCCGUGUCCCGCGGCAUGCAGUCCCUGCUUAUGAGGUUGUUCCUGUGUUGCAUACGCUACACAAGCGACGUGCAGACGAAGAACAAGUGGUGAAGAUGAAGGCAUUCAAUAGAAACAUAAAACUCUACUUGAAACCAACCGAAGGUAUUUUGUAUGGACCUCACACGCCCGUUUUUACAGUAGUACCAGACAAACAACAACCUCGAGGUUUGAGGUAUACGAAAGUUCGUAAUCCUUACGAAGGAAUCGGCGUAUCCUAUCAAGAUGUGCUCACCAGUUCAGCACUAAUUCUGACUGAUUUGAUUGAUGGUUCAGUAGAAAUGGUCGGCAACAUUCUGAAUGAUUUGUUUAUCGAACCACUACCCCACCAUCUUAAAAAUCUCCUUCGAGACAAGCGGAGCAUCAACGAAACGAGUAAUGCCUUCGACCAAACUCAUCAUCAUAUUGUCUUCAAAAAACCUCAUCCAUCUCACGAUGAGGUUCGCCAGGGAAUGAAGUUAGUGAGACGUGAUCGAGUUCAUCAAGAACGUACACGAAGAGGAAGAUCAUUGGAGGCAGCUCCUGAUGUGAUUACCCCCGAGAUCUUGGUCAUUAUGGAUUACUCUCUUUACCAAACGCAGAACCAGAAUUUCAAAAGGGCUGUGCUGUAUCUGUUGAGCUUCUGGAAUGCUGUCGAUCUUCGAUACAGAACGAUGAGUGAACCCAGAAUUCGAUUGAACAUCGCUGGAAUCAUUAUUUCAACUAAAAACGGUGGGACCCCAUUCUACGAUAAUAACAAAAGAGAAGAAACUGAAGUAGACGGUGAUCGGGCCCUUCAGCAAAUGAGCAAAUAUUUCUACGAAGAGAAGCGGUUUCCAUUUUCGAAAUACGAUUUAGCAAUGGCGAUGACUCAUCUGGAUAUAUGCAAUAUGAUCGACUCGUCUUACUGUGAUACAACAACAUUAGGUUACGCAUACGAAGCUGGUGCCUGUAAUCGAAGUGCCAUCGAUAGAAAUACAGAAGCAGUUGGCCUUGUUGAGGAUAACGGAGGCUACAGUGGGAUAAUUCCUACUGCUCAUGAAGUGGGGCAUUUAUUAGGUGUUCCACACGAUGGAGUAGCCGAUGCUAAAGACUGUCCAAGUUAUAGAGGAUUCAUCAUGACUUAUUCCCUCCGACUUGGCGAGAACAAUUUCUACUGGUCCAACUGCACUGUCAGACUAUUCCGGGAAUUCAUGAACUCUCCCGAUGGCACAUGUUUGUACAAUUCUCCUCGCCGUGAUACUCGGUUGCGAACAAUAUUGCCGGGGAAGGUACUUACGUUAGACGAACAGUGUGGAAAAGUUUAUGGCGCCAAAGCUUGCAAAUAUGACGAGAGCGUCUGUACGAGACUAGAAUGUUAUAAUCCGAAGAAUGGGUUCUGCAAAGCUAAUACGGCAGCGGCUGAGGGGUCAAAAUGUGGCGAGAAUAUGCAUUGUUUAAAUGGCCGCUGUAUACGUGUCAAUGCGACUGAAUUAGCGGAGCCACCAAAUUUUGAAAAUCAACUGUUUCGACCGCAUCGAUUCCCAAAAUUCCAGCCCAGGGACUGGAUAUCUGGCGCCAAGAACAGAUCAGAUUAUAAAACCAAAUGAACAUUGAAUAUUGUGCUCACAAUUGCUACAAACCCAGUUUAAAUUAUUAUACGUAGGUAAUUUUGGUAGACUAAAUCACGGAGAAUCGGUACAGACGUGAUAUAUAAAGGACCGGCUGAUGAAUUUCAAGGUUCAUCAGUCAAACUCGCCGUAGGCUAUCAAGUCUUUACCGUUCACUUAAAGAGAGUUUUAUGUGCAGCGAUUUUCCAUUCAUUCAUUUCCUCAUUAACAUUUAUCAAGGGUAAUGACAAUAGUUGAUAUAAUUUGUAACAAUUAUCAAGAAUAAAGCUUUGCUGGUCAAGGUGGA